AUGGAUGAAGAGGAUCGCUUCUCCGCCAGCUCGGCCGAGUCGGAGCGCGGCGACGAGCCCGACGAGCCCAUGCAGGACGCCGACGAGGCCAACAACAACGACGCCGACGCCGACCCCGAGGAGGACAACAACGACGAUGCAGACGCCGACGACGACGAUGACGAGGGCGAUAACGAGGCCGACGACGAUGCCGCCGCCGCCGCCAACGCCAACGCCCCGGCCGACGACGCGCAAAACGACAAUGGCCCUCACGAGCCGCCGCGCCCCAAGUCGAGCAAGUCGGCCACCCCUUCGCCCUCGGCCAUGCCCUGGCGCCCGACCGUCCGCCCCGAGGCGCUGACGGCCAAGCUCUACGACAUCGUCCCGACCAUGGCCGCGCCCCAGUCGACGAGCGUCAACGCCAUGGCCAUCACCCCCGACCUGCGCUACUGGAUCACCGGCGGCUCCGACGGCUACAUCCGCAAGUACGACGGGCCCGGCACCAUCAACGGCAAGCUGGCCCUCACCGUCGCCCAGAAGCACCCCUUUGUCGACAGCGUCACCAAGGCCGGCAUCCUCAUGUCGUAUUGGGAGAACGAGGAGCCCGCGCCCCCCGGCCGCGGCGACCAGGACCACGUCCUCUCGCCCGUCUACUCCCUCGCUGUCCACUCCCACGCCCUGUGGCUGCUCUCGGGCCUCGAGUCGGGCGGCAUCAACCUGCAGAGCGUGCGACACGACGAGGGCAAGAAGAUUGCCUGCCUGCAGCAGCACACCAACGCCGUCAGCGUGCUGACGCUCGCCCCCGACGAGAAGAGCGUCCUCAGCGGCGGCUGGGACAAGAACGUCUUCGACUGGGACCUCAACACGGGCCAGACCAAGCGGAGCUUCGACGGCAGCGGCGGCCAGAUCUCGUCGAUAGAGCUCCGCCCGGCCAGCGGGGACCCCAUCUCAGCCGAGGCCGACGAGCCCGUCCUCUCGGGCACCAUGGCCACCAACAACGACGCACCGCUGACCAACGGCGUCUUCCACGACCACGCCGACGGCGGCGGCGAUGCGGCGGGGCUCGGGGGCGGGGACGCAGGGGACCCCCAGGAUGGACAGGCGUCCCCCGCCCACGAGAGCCUCUUCGGGGGCAGCGACGCCGGCAGCCUCUUCGGGGAGACGGCCGGGGAGCAACCCUUUGGCCACGACGACGACGGCUACGGCGCCGGGAUGGAGAUGAUGGGCGGCGGCCACGAAGGGGGCAUGGACUACUCGGCUGACAUGGCCAUGGCGGGCAUGGAGGCGGGAAAGGCCGCCGACGGCGAGCAACCGCCGGGCCAGGCGCAGUCGCAGAUGCAGACACAGACACAGACACAGACACAGACGGAGACGGAGACGCAGCCCACACAGGAUGCGAUGGAGGUGGACGGGACGAAUGAGAUGCAGGCCAGUGGCGGCCCAGGGUCUGCCGGUGCGACUGCCGGCGAGAAGCAGGCAGACGCAGGGGCUUCCCCUCAGCCGGCGACGGCGGCGGCGGAGCAGGACGAUCAGGCCCAGUCGCAGCACACGCCACGGCGACUCUCGGAGGACAAGGCGCUCCUCAAGAGGUCUCAGUCCCCCUCGGCCGCCGUCUUCGCCACGGGCCAACCGUCACAGACGCAGCAGCAGCACGACCUGUCGCAGACGUCGGCGACGACCUUCCUGUCGUCGGCGAUCGACGGGACGAUCCGGAUCUGGGACCGACGGGCACCGAACCCCGUGGCGCGCAUCGGCAACCGUGUGGGGGUCCCGCCGUGGUGCAUGAGCGCGUGCUGGAGCCCGGACGGCAACAUGAUAUACGCGGGGCGGCGCAACGGCACCGUCGAAGAGUUUGACGUGCGCAAGGCGCGGCGGGGGUGGGAGCCCGAGAGGGUGCUCAAGUUCCCCGCGGGCAGCGGCGCGGUCAGCGCGGUCAAGCCCAUGGUGAACGGGCGGCAUCUGGUGUGCGCGUCUCAUGACAUUCUCCGACUGUACGACCUUCGGGAGACGCGGACGGCCAAGCACUCGACGGUGCCCUUCCUCAUCAUCCCCGGCCCGCCGCGCGCAGGCGUCAUCUCCGGGCUGUACGUGGACCCGACGAGCCGGUUCAUGCUGAGCGCCGCGGGGACGCGCGGCUGGGAGGGGACGAGCACCGAGGUGCUGAUUGGGUACGAGAUCAAUUUGGUCUCUUCAAAGCAGCUCACGACCUUCUCCGACUUUCGAGCCAAGGAGACGGGCGACUUCCUCAAGGCGGUCCAGUAUGCGCAGUACCUCGAGGACUACGUCACGCACUUCAAGCUGUGGCCGCACAUCAACCUCCUGACGCGCGUGGUCGAGGUGCGCAAGCGGCCCGAGGGCGGCCACACCAUCUUGUACCAGCGCGUCAAGGACCAGCGGCACAGCGGCUUCGAGAGGGACACCGACGGCGACGUGCAGGAGUGGGACUGCGACGCCGUGGCCGUCUGCUCCGGCCUGCACGUGCUGCCCAACAUGCCCAAGAUUCCCGGGCUGGAGCGCGUCCCCGAGGUGCUUCACUCGUCGCAGUUCAAGGCGCGCUCGCAGUUUGGAAAGGACAAGACCGUCGUCGUGGUCGGCACGGGGGAGACGGGCGCCGACGUGGCACACCUGGCCAUCACGUCGCCGACCAAGAGGAGGAAUCCCGGCCCCGUGCUGCUGCCGUGCCUGGGGAGGAAGCUGAACCCCAACGAGCCGGGCAUUCCCAUCGACGUCAGCAGGACGAACCUCUUCGACACGACCUACGUGCACCCGAUCCUGCGCAACAGCUUCGUGCUGUGGGAGUACUACCACUGGUACGUCUCGUCGCUGCUCUGGGUCUCGGCCGGGUCGAACUGGGGCAUGGACCAGUGGGUGGGAGAGAUGCCCCCUGAGCGACACCACCCAGCUAGGAUCUUCUUCAACAAGACGGCCAUGAAGAUUUGCCCGUACAUCAGCGGGCCCUACAAGGCCAAGUAUCAGAAGAGCUGGCUGUACCGCAUCCGCAAGGCGCUGAUGCAGACGCCCAUCCCCGAGGGCAACGGCCGGGUGAUUGACCUCGCGCCGUGGCCCAAGGCCAUCAACGAGGACGGCACCAUGACCAUCACCAACAACGGGCGGCCCGAGUACGAGCGGCUCAAGGACGACGUCAUCAAGCCCGACAUCAUGGUCUUCGCAACGGGCUACUCGCAGAGCUUCCCCUUCUUCAAGGCCAAGGGCAAGGACAACAAGAUCGAGUACCCCGUGCCCAACGAGGCCGACGUGCGCAACAUCUGGAAGCGCGACGAGCCCGACGUCGGCUUCAUCGGGUUCCUGCGCCCGGGCCUGGGCGCCAUCCCGCCGCUCGCCGAGAUGCAGGCCCAGCUGUGGGUGUACAACCUCCUGGCCGGGGAUCCCCUCUCGGCCAAGCUGCGCCCCGAGGACGAGCCGCACUACCGGCUGCAGCCGCUCAACAACGCGCGCAUCCACUACGGCGUCGACCACGAGAGCUACGUCUACCAGCUGGCCAUGGACAUGGGCUCCGCGCCCGGCGUCACCGACCUGCCGCGCAUCCUGCUGGGCACGACCGUCUACGGCGGCGGCGGCACGCUGGCCUGCGGCCGGACCUGGUUCCGCAUGCCCAUCGUCUGGGCCCUGGGAGCCAACUUUGUCACCAAGUUCCGCCUGCAGGGCCCGUGGGCCUGGGACGGCGCAAAGGACAUGAUGGCGAGCAAGGAGUUUUGGGAGACGAUUACCCGACGGCCGUACUUUUUCGGCCACAUCGUCGUCAACAUGCUGCCGCUGGCCGUCUUUGGACCCAUGAGCUUCGCCGUGUGGUGCUACGCCACCGUCAUGGAGGUGUUCGCCUUCCUCUUCGGCCUGCAGCCCGGCAGCGGCGCCUCGCCGAGCGGCGCGAGGCUCAGCGCGCUCACGCUCGUGGCCGCCAUGGUGCUCUCGGCGGCGUACCUGUUCCAGGACGCCAUCCCGGGGCGGGACGGGCUCGGCUCCGGGCUCGGCGGCUUCGGGACGGGCGUGGGCGACGCGUGGCGAGGCAUGCGGGCGGCCGUCCCCAGCGUCGGGGCUGCCGGCCCGCGGCGAUGA
This is a messenger RNA of Purpureocillium lilacinum, 4053 nucleotides long. The record is from RefSeq and is a predicted model, not a curated record. NCBI's taxonomy places the organism in Eukaryota, Fungi, Ascomycota, Sordariomycetes, Hypocreales, Ophiocordycipitaceae.